GGACAACCAAGGACAACCAAAGACAACCAAGGACAAUCAAGGACAAACAAGGGACAGCCAUCUUCAGCAGGAAAGACUUAUGUUGUAGGGAAUAGUAACAUCCUUCAUCAUUUCACAGGACACACAGCAACAGACCAGACAGCGACACAAUGCAUCUACUCUACCGUGGGCACAACACCGCAAGCGCAACUGCUUCUCCAGCAGAGUCGCCCCUCUCCUCGCCAGACCAACACCCCAUGUGUGCACCCUCCUCUUCAUCUUCCUCGUCUUUUGACAGGCUGCCCCCAGCCAUGAGGGCCCAGGGAGCCACUCCUGCACCCUCAGAGGACCACCAAAACAUGGACCACCAUGGCGCAGGCAUUGCCCUCGACGAAGACGACCAGGAUACCGAUUAUGACUCUAUGGAGAACCAUCGCACACUCCACCACCAUCCAUCCCGGCACUUCUCUGAUCACUCUCCUCAGAGCUACAGUCGAUCCUCAACACCACCCGUCCCAUCAACAACCGCAACCGUCCUCGCACACCCACCUGCUACUCCGAACAGUGCAAGGUCCCCCUCCAGCUUCUCAGACGCCAGUCUACCAUCCUCAGGCCCCUUGUCUGCAACGGCGUCUCCAAGCCAUACCGCCAGCUCUGAACAGCACCAUCAAGCACACUCCAUUUCACCCUUUUCGUUCUUUUCUCACGGGAGCAGCCACAGCGGCGACCAUUCUGCGGUCUCAUCCAAGACCCUUAGAAUCGAACUGGCUCAGCCAGAGAUCGUUCUCAUGAACGGACAGGUCACCACAUUAGAAGGAGUUGUCUAUGUGAACCUGUACAAGAAUAUCAAAGUCAAGACCCUCCAGCUUGAGUUCUCUGGCCGAUCGUCCGUGACCUGGAUCGAUGACAAUGCGUACUCGCCCGCAACACGGCACACAACUGCCCCUCAUAUCGAGCAUACCUGGAACCUCAUUUCACACCAGCACAAGCAACCACCCACUCUGCUGCAGUCGGGACAGCACGCAUACCCAUUCGCGCUCGAACUCCCCGAUACCCUGCCUGAGACCCUGACAACAACCCACGGCAAGGUUGCCUACCGACUCACCGCAACUUUGACCAGGCCCGGCUUGACCAACUUCAAUUCCUCCACCGUCACAAUGCCCGUCACCAUCCAUCGUCGACAUCCUGUCCAGGCCUCGCGUGCUUAUCAGCGAGGUGGUCGUGCAGCCAGUAGUCCUGAGGACAAGGUCAAGUACAAGAUUACAAUGCCCCAGGUUAGAGUGCCUCAUAGCACAAAGAUCCCAUUGCAGGUCUCCAUCACAGCACCCACUGCACGCACGCAUGUUCAGGUACUGCAAGUCGGACUCUGGGAGCGAGUGGUCUACAGGGCUGAUGGACGUAAGCGGGUCGAUAUGAGGCUGGUCAAGAUCCAAAAAAGUGAAGGAUGGGAAAGACCUCCUAAUCACGAGACUGAGGCAUGGAACUGGAACAAGGUGCUGCUCUUCGAUAUGCCGCAAAUGGGAUCCGAUCUAAACCAGUGUAAUCCCUCGGCCGACAAUGGGCUCAUGAAGGUUGGACACAUCCUGCGAUUCUCAAUCCUAGGCACAGACGGAACGAAGCGCUUCCGAGUUGAGAACGAAAUCGGACUCAAGGUCCUAGCAUUCGAGGACGAGUACCAGAUGGAUCCCGAGGAGGAAGCAGACGGAUUCGACGGUGAGCUACCAUCAUAUCUCACCUCGUUCACUACCCCUAGGGUUUCGUUCGAUUCCGAGAGAAACAUGGACCCUGCGGAGGACGACCUGCUGCGGUUGAUGGUUCAGAGGAUCCAUCUGCCAACAUACGCUGAAUCUGAAGAAGAUGCUAACAGCAGAGGCACCUCUCGCGACGUCAGUCGGAACACCAGUCGGGCUCCCAGCAGAAACGCCAGUCCGGAGCGAAGCCUGUCUACAGGAAGCCUCACGGUGCCUCAUCUUUCGCACCAUCACCACCAUUUCCAUCAUCAUCAUCAAUCUUUACCACACAGCUUGCUAGGUGCAAGCUACUCUCCCGUUCCUUCAACUGUCCCGCUAUCAUCCUCUCCCCUGGCAUGUCCGUCAGAGCCAAUAUCUACAGAUGUUUCAUUUGUGGACAGCACGCCUGUCUCGCUGGCUGUGGUGAAGGAGACAGAUGUAUCAUCCCCAUUGCAUCAGCCGAUCCCCUCUCAUGAUGAGGAACCUCAGAGCGCGUUGAAUACCAACGAUCACAGCGGUUGCAGCAGCAACAGUAACAGUGUUGUCCAAACGACCUCUGCCGCACCUAAUGCAGUGCCUGUGAGGACAUCGGAGUAGACUCGCUUCGGGAACAUCAGCAGACGAGAGCUUUUACAGACACAGCAUUUUUGAUCCUUUUAUACCAUCGGGGGGGGGGGGGGUUCUUUUCUUUUCUUUCUUUUCUUUAUCCGCAUCUCCGACAUUACAUCAGGACCAAAAAGCGGUUCGCAUACAU
Messenger RNA from Gamsiella multidivaricata, 2463 nucleotides. RefSeq lists its product as uncharacterized. The record is from RefSeq and is a predicted model, not a curated record. Lineage: Eukaryota; Fungi; Mortierellomycota; Mortierellomycetes; Mortierellales; Mortierellaceae. Gene Ontology annotation, cellular component: cytoplasm; cytosol; plasma membrane. Gene Ontology annotation, biological process: ubiquitin-dependent endocytosis. Gene Ontology annotation, molecular function: protein-macromolecule adaptor activity; ubiquitin protein ligase binding. The coding region runs from base 150 to 2306 and encodes 718 amino acids. The transcript is spliced from 2 exons.